Molecule: messenger RNA, 1361 nt
Organism: Mercenaria mercenaria
Lineage: Eukaryota; Metazoa; Mollusca; Bivalvia; Venerida; Veneridae
Product: NHP2-like protein 1
Exons: 5
Coding region: 156-539 (127 amino acids)
Biological process (GO): ribosome biogenesis; maturation of SSU-rRNA; mRNA splicing, via spliceosome
Cellular component (GO): small-subunit processome; precatalytic spliceosome; U4/U6 x U5 tri-snRNP complex
Molecular function (GO): RNA binding
Source: RefSeq, a predicted model, not a curated record
AAAUUCACCCCGACCCUGCACUCAGACAUAAACUUCCGGUUAAACUGGGCACGAGUUGGGCACGUUGUGCAACACUUUCAGCUAAUUCUCCUCCGUGAAGCUGUUAAGCCGAGAGGAUCAGGCAACAUUAUCGAAGACCUAGCACGAACAUUAAGAUGGCAGAUGAAGUAAACCCAAAAGCAUACCCACUGGCAGAUGGUGACCUUUCCCAGAAAAUCUUAGAACUGGUGCAACAAGCAUCCAACUACAAGCAGCUCAAGAAAGGAGCUAAUGAAGCUACAAAGACAUUGAAUCGUGGGAUAUCUGAGUUUAUAGUAAUGGCAGCAGAUGCUGAACCUCUAGAGAUACUGCUACACCUGCCUCUGCUCUGUGAAGAUAAGAAUAUCCCAUAUGUGUUUGUUAAGUCAAAACAAGCACUAGGCCGAGCAUGUGGUGUGAGCCGACCAGUGAUUGCUUGUUCUGUUACCACACAUGAAGGAUCCCAGUUGAAGAAUCAAAUCAAUGGGAUCAAACUAAACAUUGAAAAACUGCUCAUCUAACUGAAUCUGGAACUCUGAAACAGCAAGAAUAAACAUUUGAUGAUCUGAAAGAAACUGCUAAAGGAAGUUCAGUGCUGAACAAAAGACACUAUAAAAAAAUAGGUAUGAUGAGAGCAAACUCUCUACCUGAAAAAUACAAUGCCAUUUCUCUUCCUUUUGCACUUACCACGAUAUAGCAAAACUAAAUUACAGCAAUUCAUUCUACCAAGGACAACACACUAAGCAUUCCAGCUAUGUUACAUUGAUCAGCAUAAAUUUGUUCAUUUUAAGUAAAAACAUGUUUUGCACAGGCCUGCAAUAAAGUGAAGGUUUUUCUUUUUCUUUUCUUUUUUUUUUCUCAUUAAAAUUUUCUAAAGCUGCUAUCAGAUUACUAAAUAAGAAAUGUUUGCACUGUGUGAGCUCUUACAAUAGUUUCAGCUAUUUCAAAGUUGCAACAUUUUUCAGAGUUUUAUUUUUAACUUUGUUUUGAAUGAAACUUUGUACCGGGUAAUUGUUGUUGUUUUUUUUUUUUAUAAACUUGGUUAUAUUAAUUCAUGUGUAGGUCAGCUUAAUAUAGAUAUGUAGUUAUUUCUCUGCCAUUAAUUCAUCGUUUUCAUUGAUUCACCUUUCACAAACCGCUUGUAAUGGCCAUUAAAUUUAAAUUCAUUGUCAUGAAUUUUGCUUGUGUAGUAUUUUCAAUCACAACCAUUAUGCUUAAGUGUUCAUUAAAGAACUUUGCAUAGAUAUCUGUAGUUGACAUUUUUUGCAAAAUUGUACAGAUGUUGCGAAGUUGUUGAAAAAAACUUUCUGUUGCUGAAAUAAUGGAAUAAAUUUAUUACAUUU